AUUUAAUCAUCUUUCUUUUAAUAAUAAUACAAUUAUGGCAAAGCCUCUUCUAAAUUUUGUAGUUUUGAUUCUAAUUAGUUUAAUUAUAUGUUCAAGUUCAGCUACUAACUACAUUGUGGGUGAUAAUUCUGGCUGGGAUAUUAGUACUGAUCUUGAUACAUGGUUACUAGGAAAGAAAUUCAAGAUUGGAGAUGUACUCGUGUUCCAAUAUUCAUCGCUCCAUAGUGUGUCCGAAGUAACGAAGGAGAAUUUCAUGGGGUGCAACACAAGCAACGUGCUCGAUUCGAGCAAAAAUGGCAACACAACUUUCAUAUUGACAAAGCCAGGGGAUAGAUACUUUGUUUGUGGUAAUAGGUUACAUUGUCUUGGUGGAAUGAAACUUCAUGUAAACGUAGAAAAUGCAGAUGGUGCAGCAGUAAGAUCGCCUGCUGCUGCACCAUCACCAGAGGGAGGGGCCUCAUUUUCCCCUUCUUCAAAGAGCAAUAAUCCAUCAUUUGUGCCUAAUUUUGCUUCCUCUAAUAUUCAUGUUAGAUUGGAUUCUAUGAUACUUGUAAUUCUUGGUCUUUUGUUGUUUACAAUUCCACUAGUGUAAACUUGAGGAUUUUCAUUUUUCAUUAUUAUCCCUAU
Molecule: messenger RNA, 627 nt
Organism: Solanum lycopersicum (tomato)
Lineage: Eukaryota; Viridiplantae; Streptophyta; Magnoliopsida; Solanales; Solanaceae
Source: RefSeq, a predicted model, not a curated record